Rhagoletis pomonella (apple maggot) is the source of this 4927-nucleotide messenger RNA. RefSeq lists its product as uncharacterized. NCBI's taxonomy places the organism in Eukaryota, Metazoa, Arthropoda, Insecta, Diptera, Tephritidae. The record is from RefSeq and is a predicted model, not a curated record.
AUGGCAGAAGUAGACGAUUUAAAACGCCUAGAAGAUCAAUUAUACCAGUAUUACCCUGAAUUGAAACAAGAUAGCGAGGGCGUCAAAUUAGAACGCCGUAAUCAGUUGUUUUUUCAGCUACGGUCUAGUCCUGUGGUACAAUUGCCAGCAUUCGAUGCAGUCUCGUCCCUUGUAAACAUAAAAGAGCUUUUAGAAAAGUGCAAGGAUUGCGUACAGGACUCCAUUUCAGGUUAUCCAGAAAUGAAUGUAUCAUCGCCUUCUAUGUCUCUUUUGGAGUCCAGUGGAGACGAGUUUUUAGCUACACACAAAUCCUGUCGAAAGUCACGUAAACGAAAGUCUGCUUCCGCAUUGGUCCGCCAUUCUGAAAUUGUGGAAAACCGAAAUGAAGCGAAGGAGCAGGAAGCACCUCUUUCCUUAUCUAUAUUAAUACCUCAAGUUGUGAAGGGUUCAGAAAAAAUGGAAAUUUCUAUUGAUUUAGGCGGACUUGAUGCCUCCCAACGAUUAUUUGGUAGUCGUGUUGAAGGAUUAUUGCGCAAUCGUUCAAAUAGCUCUAGUAUGUUAGAAGAUUUGCCUAUCAAAGAAAAGUCUAGCUCAACUAACAAAAGUAUGGAUUUACAAAUGUCUGUCGAGACAUUAAAUAACAUAGAAACAAUUCAUGAAAAUAACGAUAAACAGGAAGACGAAAUGCUUUCACGUUUGAUAUCACAAGUACUUGUAGACAAUCAUCAGUCUGAGACCUUGCAGGCUACUAAUGUGCUUGAUAAUAUUAACAACAAUGAAAUCAGUAACUAUGACGCUGGCGUCCCAGUUUUGAUUGAUUCCUCUGAGCAGCAGGCAGCAAAGAAAAAGCGGCAACGAAAGCAAAAAAAACCCUUUGUUGAAAAGGGACCACCCAAAAAACGAGGACGCAAACCAAAAAAUAAAUUAAACAAGGAUGAUGCAGAAAAUUUUGGAAUGCCUAAAAGUGACUUGGCAAAAUAUGUUGAACUUUUUUCCAACACUUGCAAUAUGGCGGGGUCAGCAACGCCAGCUACAUCUUCUACAAUAUCGCAACAAAUGGUGACGUCAACAACUCAUUACUUGGAUCCGAGCGAGCAACAACCAAUCACAUAUUAUCUUGAAGGGGAUUGGGAGAAUGGAGGCAAUUGCCAACUUAUACAAACGGAAAAUGCUCAAAUUGAUAAUGGUCAGGAAGAAUUCAAUAUGGCUGAGCUGGUUAAUUAUAUAGACAACGUUGGUGAUACUACAAACGUUAUCGCGCGAGUUCUUGAUGCACCAACCAAUCUACCUAUUUUGGUGCAAGAUUCCCACCUUCAAAGCAAUUCGGUUUUACCGCCUCCAGCGCACAUAUCGGACGUUUUGUUGGAUUUGUCGAAAAAGUCCACAACAGCUGAUGACUAUAGUAAUACUUCUAUAGAUGUGGCAAAUCAAGAUAUUUUACCUCUGGAUUUAUCUUUGAAAUCAUCUAAUUUAAAUGAGUCUUCCAAAAAUGACGCUUCUUCCGGAAAUUUGGAGGCAGAAACAGAACAAGUCUUCGAUAACAAUGAUUAUGAUUCAUUUGGCCCAGGUUUGGACAUGCCGCUUAUUGACAUUGAGGACAAUAUUAAUGCAUUCAUGGAAUUAACCAACAACCAGGAGCUUACGUCAACAACAAUAAAAAUCACUACUUCAGCAGUCUGUGAUAUAGCUCCCACUAUCGUGCAGAACACUGACAAUGCAUUGCCAAUAUGUGAUUUUGAACUCAGUGAAAUUCUUAGUGACAACACACAUUGCAGAAGUGAUUGCAAUAUCGAAACCCAAAUUGAAAAUCAGUGCGAUGCUGUAAAAGAGAAUAAUUUAAAGUCUGAAGUAAAUAAAACUCUAUCAGAACAAUAUCCGAACAUCACCGAUGUUAACGUUGUCAACGCUGAGCACAAUCACUGUGAAGUCGUGAGGAAUCCCUCCUCCUUUAUCCAGCCUGAGGCAAAUUUAACUGAGGAUAACAAAACAGAUUCGGAUAAAGGGGCUAAGUCAGACAAAAUCGCAGAUAAUGAACCUUCUAAAUCAACAGAUUGCGAAAGUUGUGAAAAUAAAACCGGGGACCAUCCUUCGCUGUGUGUGCAUCGCGUUGAUGAACUACAUGGAGACUCAAGUGAUAAGUGUUCUAUUGAUUUCCUCUUCAUGGACACUGAAUCUCUUCUACCAAAUAAAAUGGUGUUUUCCUUUGAUGGCUCAGCUGCUCUUUCGGAAACAGAUACACAUUUACCUAGAAGCGAAGUUGACCAAACUGCAAACGACAGUAAGCGGCAAAUCAUCGAUGACCAUGAUAAUGCCGCUUGCGAUUUGUCAACGAAAGAUGAUCAUUCGAAGAGUAUAGAUUUGAUAGAGGACGAUCAGUGUCAUCAUGUUAGCGUGCACUUACCAAUGCCACAGCUAACACUGAUGGACAGCAGCUCCGAAGAGUUCCGUGACGAGUAUGAGUUAGGAUUCGAAAGCAGUCAAGAAAAGGAGGAUUUAAUGGGAGCAACAGAAAAACAACAUUUUUGUGCAGAUCAGCAAUAUGAACAAAUCGAGGAAGUUAAAUUUAGCAGAAACGAUGUGACUGAAGAUGAUUACAAUGAUUCAGGUAUAGAAAAGUCUAUGCUUGACAAUGGAUUUGAAAGCACAGAAGCAACGGCAAUCCCAAUGAUAUCAUUCGAGGGAAACUCUGAAAUUUCCAAAGCUUUGGAGGAUGGGUGUAGCAAUGAAAAAAAUAAAGACGAAAAGCCGGAACCUACUUUUGCUGAAGAACCUCUUACAGAAAAUGAAGGAAGAGAAGCUUCUACUUUGGACGAUUCUGCUAUAUGCUGUAAGCAGGAAGAUUCUAAUGCAGACAAUGAAUUGGAAACAGGAACAUCCGAGCAGAAAAACAAUUUUGAGCUAAACGGCAAGCAAGACCUACCGUCCGAUAAGGAAAUUUAUUUAGAAGAUCUUCAAUACGGCGAAAAAGAAGUUUCUUACCAGGAGUCGGCACAGCAAAUCCCUAUAGAACCAGAUAAAGCGUUGGAUAAUAACGUACCGGAUGUCGUGAAAACGUGUAAACCUGAUUCUCUUUCAAGUUUGUCUGUUUUGGAGAUAGAGUCGAAGCUAGAUGAUGCCUGUCUUGAUUUUGGCGACGACUUGGAAGAUGACGCGAUGUCCCUAGCAACAUCAUGUUUUAAUUCCUCGGAUGAUGAGCGUUUUACGGAACUUGAUAAUAAUUGUGUUGAGACUUCACCAAAUAAAAAUAACAGAGAAAUGGAUACAAAAGUGUUAAAUGUGGUUGAAGAGAAUUUUUCGGAUCAUCACACAAAUUAUGUUGAGACUUUGGAAAAUAAAACGAAUGAAAAAGAUGAUACAAAAACGUUUAAUAUUGAAAAUCAUGAAAAGUUGGACGAUAAGAGUAAGAUCAUCAAACUAGAAACCACUCAUAAGGCUACUGAUGUAUCAAUUGAUAUUUUCAAGAAGUUUAAAAUACCAAAAAUAUCUUUGACAACAGCAACGACGAAGCAUAGCAACCCUGCAGUUACAGCGGCAGCACCUUUACCUAUGGUUAUACUCCCACCAAAUGCAUUCAACAGGCAGGCGGUCAAAACGGAACCAGAUUCCAUGAAAACCGUGAACUUUGAAAAUAUAACUCGCACUGUGCAAAAUGUGUGUGCGGUAACACCAUUAACUCUUCAACCACCGACUAUUGCUAGUGGCACUGUAGCUAUUCCGCAUAAUGCGCUUAACACAGUCCCACCUAUUAUUCGGGAUAUACUGCAGUUGGCCCCGUCUCUUAUUGCAGAAAACUCGAGAGAUUUUAAAGCACUCAAUACGCAGCAAGUUACAUUUAACCGCGGGGAAUUCGGUGGUAAUGGUGGCGAUGGUAGAAAUUUUGGUCCGCCCACAGUCGUUGUCGCUAAAACAUUUGGUGUUACGUGCUUACCUUUCCUGGUAGGAAGAUGUUUUACGCUGGCAUCCUGUAAAUUUUCGCACACAUUUCGGGAGCCCGAAACAGUCCGAAAUAUAUUGAUUACCUUCUCAGAGGUAGAUUUAAACUUAGCAUAUAGAUUUGCUUAUAAUAAUGAACUAGUUUUUCGCCAAUAUAUGCACGAAUUCUGCAGGGUAUAUUUUGAGCGAAACAAUCGUUUGAAAUUAUUGCACCUGGUGCGUGAUUGUGAACGAUACAAAGGGGGGAGGAGACUUUUGAUAACGAUCUUUCACAGCCUGCAGUACUGUGGUUUAAACAAAGUUAAUGCGUGCCGGCAGAUCUUAAGCUACAGUCGCGACAGAUCAAGACCCACUAUAGACGCGUUACUGAACAUAAUUUUAGAAGCUGAUUGGACUAUGUUUUGUGACUAUAUUGAAAAAUUUAGCGAUAUUUCUUCAUAUCACUUUCGACUAAAUGUACUGCAUCAGAUGGCAUCCACAGUUUUGCGCGCAAACGAUCAACGGAUGACGUCGCUAUUCUUUAGAUGUCUAGUAAAUUUGGAUCCUAAGGAUGUAGGUCUCGUUCAGUCCUCUCCAAUUUUAAUGCAAUUAUUGGAGUUAAUAAAGAAUGGACAAAUUUGCCGAUAGAUGUACCAAUGUGACUGAAUUCGUUGUUUACAUAAGUAAUUCCUUUAAUUAAAUGUUGAGAUUAGCAUUAUACCUUAUAUCCAGGUGGAUACAUUAAUUAUUUUUUAUUAAAGUUCUUAAGACUUACCUCGUUAUAAAGGUAUGAAAAUUCAAAGAAUAGAAUUCUUGUGUUCAUUCUCCACUCAAUGUGAUUAUUACCUUUUGGUAAUAAAAAUGAAUUUACAUUGUACUUUACGAUAGAAAGAUAUUUAUUUAAAGUAUUUCUUACUUCGAACAGAAUUGUUAUAAAAACUGAAUAGAAUUAAAAUUUAUAAACACAUAUACAUCGUAUAUGGUAAAAUCAUACAAUAAACACACUUAAAAAAUC